This is a messenger RNA of Thecamonas trahens ATCC 50062, 1329 nucleotides long. RefSeq lists its product as uncharacterized. Bases 68 to 775 code for a protein of 235 amino acids. The transcript has a single exon. The record is from RefSeq and is a predicted model, not a curated record. NCBI's taxonomy places the organism in Eukaryota, Apusomonadida, Apusomonadidae.
CGCAGUGGCUGGUGUUGUGGUUGUGGAGAGGGUCAAGGAGCUUCUGGAAGGCGUUUUGGCAGCGGUGAUGGACGUGUGCAUGCGGUGGUGGGUGUGGUGCUGCUGCUGCGGGUGCUGUCGUCGGAACGCGCGGGUCUCGCCACUCCAUGACCCAAGUUGGGAUACGAGCCUAGCGGGUCUCACCCGAGCCUAUCUAUGGGCUGGAAGCCAGCCUGCCGCACCGCUUCCUCCGCUGCCGCCUCGGGCCUGGGCGCCCGUCCUUGCGGUGGAUGGCUAUGCGCUGGCUGCCGCGAUGGCGCAUCUUGCUCCGCGGCACGAUCCGGUGCUCCUCCACGAGUCAGCCGAACGGCGAGUGCCGUGGCUGGCAAGCGGGCAGGAAGGGAGCAGCCGGCAGAGUGUGUCGGUCAAGGCGCUGGGCAAGGCGCCCAAGAGCAGAUGGUGUCGGGUAGAUGCGCCGCGGAUGGCGCUUGCGGUCUUCCCACUGGGUCUUGCGGCGCGCCGCUCAUGGGCGAGCUUUCUAUGGGCCAUGAUCGAUGGUGACGUGCUCGCGUGCGUGUACUGGGCAGUGGAUGGCGAUCAGGGCAUUCCACACGCACGGGCGCUGCUCCGAACCUUUGCGCCGUUUCUGGCUCUCCGCCCGUUGGUGGUGCUUGUAUCAUCGCCACCCGGGGUGAGGCUUAACGUGGCGGGCGUCCGCUCUAAUCUGGGCCUUGACCAGCUCGGCCUGCUUCACGUCGACGUGGUGAGAGUGGCUGAGGCUAUCGAGCGGAUGUAGCGCCGUGGUUUUGUUGCAGUGGUUCUGUGUUCAUUCUGCUCGCCAAGACGGCAAUGACGCGGGGGCAGCAAGCUCGCUACCACGGGUAACGUUGUGGAGAGCCCAAGAACCGUCGGGAGCCAGCUGGAGGGCAGUGGUGUGGAAGCGGCGGACGUUGGAGCGAUGCGAGACCGAGAUGCACUGGAUGCCAAGCGAGUUGGCGAGCGAGUAAAAGGUGUUCUCCAUGUCUUCGUCGAGGGCCGAGGUGCACUCGUCGAGGAUGGCAAACUUGGGGGCGUGGAAGAGGAGACGGGCCAUGGCAAGACGCUGCUUCUCGCCGCCGGAGAGGAUAUUGGCCCAGUUUGCGUAGAGCCCACUGUUUGUAGAGGCGUACGCGCGAUCGAGGAGGUGUGAGAGGCGGACGAGGGAGAGGAGCUCGUGAAGGUCGGCGUCGGAGAGCGGGGCCUCGGCGGCGGAGCGCGGGUAGACGAUCUGGUCCUUGAGCGAGCCGAGGAUGAGGAGCGGUGACUGCGGGAGGAAGAAGAUCCCGCCGCGGCCGAUGGCGAGCGGGCGCU